AUGUUUGAGAUGAUCGACGCUGACGGUUCAGGUGCAAUCGAGGCCGCUGAGUUCAUUGCACCAUUGAGCCGUUGGGUGCGCGACUCGAAGACUGCACCGCGCUUCAUCAAGUACAAUCUUCAGCAAACUAUGCAGACGCAGGAAGAGCUUUUAAAGAUGUCGCAAUACGGUUUCGCCGUCAUGAAUCAAAGGAUCGAGGAGUUGUCCGAGACUCUGAGAGGUGAAUUUUUCGAGCCACACGCGCAGGUUGGUCCGGACGACGAAUCAGAUCUGUUUGAUUUGGAUGGGUUGGAAUCUGCGCAGACGCCUGGAUCUGAUGGUUAUCUCAGAAAUGUGCUACGGGAGACCAUGUUUGCUCUGGAAAGCUCAUUGUAUGGCUUCUACCUGCACGUCUAUGCAGAUCCAGCUGCGGUAAUCUACCAGGUCCGGCAAGUGAAAAAGUUCUUCUUGGACUCACCAAUCUAUGUGAUGAGCGAUGGCGGUUUGGACUUCACGACCCUGUGCAAGGAGGAGGGCUGCACGUUUGUGCUCUGCCCACCGGCGAACGAUCGCUGGCAUCCUUGGCCAUUUUUUCGCAGACUUUGGGAUGCAGCCAACAGUUUGGCCGUGAAGUACAUCAUCAUGUUGGAACCUGACAAUACCAUUCAUGGAUACCCGAAACGGCCCCCUGGGGCUGACCUUGGAGGAUUACUGGUGCAGGGCCGCAGCUUCGGUCUGGUUCGGUAUGUGGAGAAGAUGGCGCAACAGCGAAGUCCUGGUUUCAAGUGGACGAAGAAGAGCAUGUCUUCAGGGCUGUGCGGAGGCGCGUACUUUCGGCGUGAGGCAGUGCUGGACGCUCUGUCCGAUGAGAGCAUGAUGAAGCUGGACUGGAACUAUCUAGGUGACAGAUUGAGCAAAGAGAUAUUUUCAUCCGAUUUUGCAAUGCAGUAUGCAUUUGCAGCUCGGGGCUGGAGAAUCGAACCUUGGGAGGAGACUGCGCAGAUGGACAAGCAUCCCGACGAGCCCUUGACUGGAGCCAAAGAUGCGGCAUUCCGCCACUACUGCUCUUGCUAUCCUGGGGGCAAACCCACCUACAACCUCAAAGUUGCAAAGGCCGACGAGAGGCUCUUCAAGAGUGGUGGGUAUCAUAUGACCUCUGGUCCAUAUUCUUCAUCUGUCUGCCAAGUCUGCUACAACUCGACUCGGUACAUUCAGCUCUGGGGCUCUGCGAAGUGCACAAACACUAUUCCGUUCCAGCUUUCGGAGAAGCUGCUGAAGAGGUGGUGA
Symbiodinium necroappetens is the source of this 1266-nucleotide messenger RNA. The record is from the annotation of a GenBank genome assembly. Lineage: Eukaryota; Dinophyceae; Suessiales; Symbiodiniaceae.